CCUUCCGGCUCCGGCCCCGCUCCGGCUCCGCCGGCCCCGGAGCGGCCCCGCAGCGCCCGUUGCGCCGCCCCUGCCCUUCCCCGGGACCCGGAGUGGCGGCCGCAGGAAGGAGGAACCUGCUCGGCGGUCGGGCUCUGCCAUCCCUCACAGCACGAACCACCAUGAACAAGAUGAAGAACUUCAAGCGGAGGUUUUCACUCUCGGUUCCCCGGACAGAGACCAUCGAGGAGUCGCUGACGGAGUUCACGGAGCAGUUCAACCAGCUCAACAACCAGAGGAAUGAAGACCUGGCUCAAGGGCACCUGCAGUUGGGACACCUUGGCCGGGACUUCCGAGCAGACACCAGCCCCAUCUCCCCAUCGGAGGGGGAAGGCCAGAGCCCAAUGGCCGUGCGCUACCGCAACAGCACCCAGCGCCGCUUCUCCAUGGAGGAUGUCAGCAAGCGCCUCUCCCUGCCCAUGGACAUCCGCCUGCCCCCCGAGUUCCUGCAGAAGCUGCAGAUGGAGAGCCCGGAGUUCCCCAAGCCCCUCAGCAGGAUGUCCCGACGCGCGUCCCUUUCAGAUAUUGGGUUUGGGAAGCUGGAAACCUAUGUUAAACUGGACAAACUGGGAGAGGGCACUUACGCCACUGUCUUCAAGGGGCGCAGCAAGCUGACCGAAAACCUCGUUGCCCUGAAGGAAAUCCGCUUGGAGCAUGAGGAAGGGGCACCUUGCACGGCCAUACGGGAAGUGUCCCUGCUGAAGAACCUGAAGCACGCCAACAUCGUCACCCUGCACGACAUCAUCCACACGGAGCGGUCCCUCACCCUCGUCUUCGAGUACCUGGACAAUGACCUCAAGCAGUACCUCGAUAACUGUGGGAACCUGAUGAGCGUGCACAACGUGAAGAUCUUCAUGUUCCAGCUGCUGCGGGGUCUGGCUUACUGUCAUGGGAGGAAGAUCCUGCACCGAGACCUCAAACCCCAGAACCUACUCAUCAAUGAGAGGGGGGAGCUCAAGCUGGCUGACUUUGGACUAGCCAGAGCCAAGUCAGUCCCUACAAAAACAUAUUCCAAUGAGGUGGUCACGCUGUGGUACCGGCCCCCCGAUGUCCUGCUGGGAUCUACCGAGUAUUCCACACCCAUCGACAUGUGGGGCGUUGGGUGCAUCCACUACGAGAUGGUCACCGGGCGGCCCAUGUUCCCCGGCUCCACCGUCAAGGAAGAGCUGCACCUCAUCUUCAGGCUGCUGGGAACUCCAACAGAAGAGACCUGGCCUGGGAUAACGUCCAAUGAGGAGUUCAAGGCUUACAACUUCACGCAGUACCGAGCGCAGCCCUUAAUAAAUCACGCCCCAAGGCUGGACUCAGAAGGCAUUGACUUGCUGAUGAACCUCCUUCUGUACAGAGCCAAGGGCCGGAUCUCGGCGGAGGCAGCUCUGCGGCACCCGUACUUCAAGAGCCUGGGGGAGCGAGUGCACCUCCUGCCUGACAAUGCCUCAAUCUUCUCCCUGAAGGAGAUCCAGCUCCAGAAGGACCCUGGCUACCGAGGCUCAGCCUUCCAGCAGUCAGCCCGAGGGAAGAACAGGAGGCAGAGUAUAUUUUAAACCUGGAUCUCGUGUUCCCCUCGUCACCAUGGAGAUCAGAGCACUGAGAAAGGAGACGCAGCUCCCUCCCGACCCACCGCACAAUUACUGACUCCAGCAGGACGAUGCUGAAGCGCCCUUGGCCUUAGGCUCUCCCCUGCCUGUCCCCACCACCACAGCCCCUAAUAGCUGCUGUUGAGGGUCCUGUUGCCUUUCUCCCCUCUUGUUGUCGUGUUACCUGCACGUGAAGCACAAAACCCAGGGCAGCCCUUCCUUAUUUGCCCUUGCCUCUCUAAAAUCCCUUUUUCUCUCCCCAUCUUUUGUACCUGAAUCCUGACUAGGAUGGAGCAGCUGGGAGGAGGGGGUUCCCACUGCUUCCCCCAACAUCUCCCCUUCCUUGCCUCCAUCGUGUUUCCAAAUUCACCCAGCUGGAUGCUCCCCAGGGAUGUCCUGAGCUGUGAGAGCAAGGCCUGGCUUAUCCUGCCUGGGGAGCAGAUACCUGGUGGUGGGGCUGUGCAGAAGUGGAGCCUGAUGUUGGUGCUGUGCUGCCUCCAAGGCCUUCAUCCAGCCCUUCCCAAGCACCGAUGGAGCAGCCCCGUCCUCCUCUCGGAUCCUGCACCCCACCACCCUCUGCCAGCGUCACGAGGGGCAGGACACGGCUCCCAGCCAGCAUCUCCCCCAUGCUGAGCAUCCUCUGCACAGCAGCGUGUUGCACACACCCACCUCAGUGCGGCUCUACCCAGAGGAAGGGGGGAGAGGUGCCAAACCUCCCACAGCUCAGCUGUGGGGACCAGAAAUAGACCCGCAGAGAAGCAAAGCCUCCCUCAAACCUCUCUGCCUGGCCUCUAUGUUUGCAGCCAGCACCAGAUCGCACCAGCCCUGACUGGGACUGAUGCUGUGUGACCGGGAUGUGCGCUGAGGAAUGAACGUGCUCUGCUGGCCAAGGACUGCUCCUGGUGUGUUUUCCCCUCUGUACUUCAGGAACGUGCCAAAUCCACCCCGAGUGAAGAGGUCCCUGCUGCACCUCUCCCCCACAGCCCACAAACAGCCUCAAACGUCUGCGAGUGUGUGAGCGUUGUCUCCCCACUGUAUGAUAUCCACAGCCCUUUAUGGCUGUCUCGGCUCACUGGUCCUCUCCCCCCCUCCAUCCUCCAGCCGUGGAUGUGGACAGGACACUGGGGACUUGGCAGGUGCUGUGACCAUCACCUGGCGCUGGGACUGGCAGGACAUGCUGAUGUCUUCAUCCCUCAUGCUCUCCCAGGGGAGCAAGGGCUGUUUCCUGCUCUGCUCCUCUUGUUUGUUCUGUGAUCCUUGGAAAAUGCAGAGUGUGAGGAUAAACGUGGAGACCCUGGAGGUCCCCAAAGCUUCUGGGGCGGCUCCUCCCUGUGCCAGUGCUUGCUGCGCCCUCUGAGCCCCCCCCCCGGUCCAACCAAAGCUGUUCAUUCGGGUUUGUCCUAGACAAGCAUCCAGACGUCUGCAUUGUUUGAGGUUUGCCCAUCCCUGCUCCGUUCCUCUCGCGCUGUGUCCAGCACAGAGCAGGCUGAAUAGUUCAUUAAUUGUUUCCAGUUGAUAGGGAAGAGCAUGAGCAGCCACCAGUGAUGCACUUCACCCCAUGGCAGGGGAGUGACUGCCUGGUGCCUGCACCCGGCUCCUGCUCCAUGGGGCUUUGCAGUGGGGAGGCUCACAAAGGGAGGAGGAAGCCUCAACCCUCCCGUUGUCAUCUUUUCUUUCACAAAGGCAUCUUACACAGGAAUCUCCUUGGCAUGGCAGGGUCUGCAGGGCAGACACACACUUCCCAGGGCAGCUCCCAGCAGGAACGAGCUCAGCAGACAGGCUCACAGACACAGCAUCCUCUGUGCGGGUCCAUGGGGUGAAGAGUGCUGAUGUGCCCGGGGAGUACAGCCCCUGCCGUGCUUUGUGGGCAGGGAGAGCAGGAACCCCCUCCCCACACCCUGGAGGAGCUCAUCCUGGAUGUCUGACCUGUCUCUGUGUGCAUUGCUUGCUUGGCAUUGUCAUCCCCAUGCACGGAGAUUGCCUCUUGCUGGGGCUGUCACAGUGGGAGGAUGGGGGCACAGCACAGCCCAGCACCACCUGGUGCAGGCUCAGCUCUCCCCGCAGGAGAGAGAGAUUCCUUUGGAAGGUCAGGGUCACCUCCAGAGCGGAAAGCCCUAGCAAUGACCAUGCAGACAGACCUGCCUUGCCUGGGAUCAGAUAGGAAAGCCCAAGAGCCUCUCAGCUGCUGUUUAUUCUUUAGUAGCCUUUGCCUUUCCCCAUACAAAGGAAACACUAAUAUUUAUUAGCCCGGUGAGCUACUGACAGCCCAAAUACAAGAUAACCCCUUUUGUUGAGUGGGUAUUUGAUUCCUGUGUGUCAAUAUUUGGUGUCCCACCGAGUAAGAGUUGAUCUCCCAAGCUCCUGUUGCCACUGCCCUGGCUCAUGCAGGGCCCUUGAGGACCAUGGGUCUGACAGGGAUUGUGAUGGGGAUCUCUUGGACUAAGGAAGUAAUAACCCCUGUGCUGGGCACUGCAAGUGCUGCCAGGAGGAUGGAGCCAGGAGGGGCCGGGCUCUGCUCCCAAGGAACAAGGGAUGGGACAAGAGGAAACGGCCUCAAGCUGCACCAGGGCAGGUUU
Molecule: messenger RNA, 4192 nt
Organism: Melopsittacus undulatus (budgerigar)
Lineage: Eukaryota; Metazoa; Chordata; Aves; Psittaciformes; Psittaculidae
Gene: CDK18
Product: cyclin dependent kinase 18
Exons: 16
Coding region: 162-1583 (473 amino acids)
Biological process (GO): protein phosphorylation
Cellular component (GO): nucleus; cytoplasm
Molecular function (GO): cyclin-dependent protein serine/threonine kinase activity; ATP binding
Source: RefSeq, a predicted model, not a curated record